AUGGGUGCUAAGAUGCUACCAUUGUACGGUCCGGAAUGGGUGUGUGAGCACGGCAAAGAAGUGGAUUUCAAUGGAGCUACCGUAGUGGCGAUAGUCGUAUUCGCUGCAAUUGCUGUGGUAGUCCUGCUGAGCACAGCAUACGAGUGCAGACAGAUUUGGUUGGGCCAUCUCGUCAAUCCACUGUAUAGUUCGUUUUCUCUGUACCGAAAUGUAAAGAGCAUCCUGCACAUCAGCCCAAGAUCACCAAUUAAUUCAGACAUGAUCGAUUGCGCGCACGGUCUUCGAGGGAUCUCCAUGAUCUGGAUCCUUGCUGUUCACGUUCACGAAGCCCUAGGCCAAGUUCCAUUUGAUAAUAAUCCUGCUGUGCACAGUUACCUAGACAGCUUCACAUCCGCCAUUUUAUACACUACAGGGUAUCUAGCAGUGGAUACCUUUCUAGUGUUAAGUGGAAUUCUGGUAGCAAUGAACUUGAUGCGGCAGCUCGACGCCAAGGGUAGACUCAACCCAUUGAUGCUAUAUUUGCAUAGGUACAUUAGAAUUACGGGACCGUUUGCUGCUUUGGUUCUGUUCACCGUAUCGUUCGCUACCUACAUGGGAGAAGGACCACUGUGGAUGAUAAUUGGCGAUAUGAGGGAUAUAUGUAUGGAGAAUUGGUGGUCAGCUUUGCUGCAUGUUCAAAACUACGUUGUUCCUGCUCGGAUGUGCCUGGGUUGGACAUGGUACCUCUCGGUUGACAUGCAGCUGUUCAUCCUGGCUCCUGCACUAAUCUAUCCGCUUUGGCGCUACGGAGAGCGAGUACUCAUCGUUAUAGCCUCCUUAGCCGUUCUCUCGAUGGGAAGCGUCUUCGUAACCUUCAUCGUCAAGGACUACAGAUAUAGCUACAUAGAUUCAUCUGGAGAUGGGCUGAAAUACGUCUUAACCUACUUCCCCACCCAUGCCAGGAUGGCCGUAUGGCUUUGGGGAAUCAUUUUCGGAUAUUACCUGUACAAAACGAAGACUUACGGGUUGAGUGUACCCAAGUGGAUCUGGCCGGUGGGCUGGGUGAUCUGCUUCACCAUUUUUGGAUUGAUCGCGGGUGCCAACUACAAACUUCAGCGUCCAGAUUUUGACCAAUAUCCGCAAGUGCUGGAUGCAAUCUACGAGUCACUGCACCGGUCCGUAUUCGCCGUAGCACUCAUGUGGGUAAUUCUAGCGUGUGUUAGUGGUAAGGCUGGAGUGAUCAACGAAUUUCUAAGCGCUCCGCUGUGGCAACCGUUGUCCAGGCUAUCGUUUACCAUGUAUCUUUUGCAUGUCCUAUUGUUCACGAUGGCUUCGGUUGCGUCAUCAAAAACGACUGCACAUUUCAGCAUGAUGGAUCUAUUCUACCGUAUUUGGGGAGCCAUCGGGUUAGCCGCGAGUGUUUCUCUGCCUUGGAGCGCAAUUUUUGAAGUUCCAUUUAUAACGCUUGAUAAAUUACUACUUAGAAACUAA
This is a messenger RNA of Ochlerotatus camptorhynchus, 1470 nucleotides long. RefSeq names its product nose resistant to fluoxetine protein 6-like. Gene Ontology annotation, molecular function: acyltransferase activity, transferring groups other than amino-acyl groups. The coding region runs from base 1 to 1470 and encodes 489 amino acids. The record is from RefSeq and is a predicted model, not a curated record. The transcript is spliced from 3 exons. Lineage: Eukaryota; Metazoa; Arthropoda; Insecta; Diptera; Culicidae.